This is a messenger RNA of Notothenia coriiceps (black rockcod), 2078 nucleotides long. RefSeq names its product Golgi phosphoprotein 3-like. Gene Ontology annotation, cellular component: trans-Golgi network; cytosol; Golgi cisterna. The transcript has 2 exons. Gene Ontology annotation, molecular function: phosphatidylinositol-4-phosphate binding. Gene Ontology annotation, biological process: retrograde vesicle-mediated transport, Golgi to endoplasmic reticulum; Golgi to plasma membrane protein transport; Golgi organization. Bases 1398 to 1892 code for a protein of 164 amino acids. The record is from RefSeq and is a predicted model, not a curated record. NCBI's taxonomy places the organism in Eukaryota, Metazoa, Chordata, Actinopteri, Perciformes, Nototheniidae.
AAUGAAGUAGGACUCAAAACAAGUUUGUACCUCAGGAAUAAUUAUCACAAUUACCUCAAAAUAUAUACAGAUGGUUCUAAAAACAAAGAAGAGUGUGUCGGAAUUGGUAUAUAUAUCCCAGAAUUUAAAGUGUCAAUAUCAACAAGAGCAUCAGACCAACUUUCAGUGUAUACAGCAGAAAUGCUGGCAGUAGUAAUAGGAUUACAGUGGGUGGAAGAGGUCAGACCAGACAGGGUGGUGAUAUGCACAGAUUCAUUAUCCAGUUUACAAAGCAUACAGUCAACAACAACUGCCAGAGAAGACAUACUCAUAGAAAUCAAUCACAGCCUGUUAAGACUUCACAGAAGCGGCAUAGAUCUGCAGUUCUGCUGGGUGCCUGCGCAUGAGGGGGUGAAAGGGAACGAGUGUGCUGAUAGAUUAGCAAAAAGUGCACUACAAAAGGAAAUCACAUUACCAGUUCAACUUGGAAAAGGAGAAGGAAAAGCAGUUAUUAAGAAGAAAGGGAUGGAGAUCUGGCAGAAAAGGUGGGAGAAAGACCAGAAAGGCAAAGAAUACCAUCAAGUGCAAAAGACAAUUACAAUUAAUAUUUAUAAAGAAAGAAACAGAAGAGAGGAAGUAAUGAUAGCUAGGCUCAGACUAAAUCACACUGCAUUAAAUGGUACGCUGUAUGUCAUGGGGAAAAGUGACAGUGACAAGUGUGGGAACUGUGGAGUUAGGGAAAAUGUGGAACAUAUUUUAUUACAUUGUGUCACCAAUAGAGUUGAAAGAGGGAAAUUAAGGGAUACAGUUUUAGAGGCAGAGAGGGAGUGGAAUGUAGCGGGUAUUCUGGGAACAGAAGGAGAAGGAGUAAGAGCUAUCAGAAAAGCACUGUUCACCUUUUUGAGGGAAACUGGGAUAGGGAAAAGAAUUUAACAGUAGACCAUGGAUGAUUUGUUUUUUGUUUUGUUUUAUUUAUUUUAUUUUAUUUUAUGGUUUAUGGUUUUCUUUUUGAUAUGCUGGUUUAUUAGAGGAUUGACAUGAUGAUACACACUCGUGUACAGUAGGUGGCGGUAUGCAACCAAAAGCUGUUUGCGACCCGCCAUUAAAAAAGAGAAGAAGAAGAAGAAGAAGAUCCUGUUUGCGGUAUUCAGAUUAUCUCGGUUUCUACCUGCUGGAGGACUUCGGUACCACAUCACCACACGGCGCCAUAUUAGAUACACAGUAUAUUGCAGCGGACGAAGUCAAGGAAAGGGAACUGGACUCCAGAUGACAAGGCUUCUCAGGCCGCAGUAGUCAAUUCUCAAAACACUCGAGGUGAAUGUUUUAUGGUUGACAACGAGUAAUUGAGUCAAACAUCUCGGGCAGUGGAGUCCAAGGCGUGCUGUUUUCGUCGUUGUUUCGCAGAGUUGCCGGCAGACAUGACUUCCUUGGUUCAACGGAGCUCGGGCCUGGUGCAGAGGCGGACCGAAGCCUCGCGCAACGCCGCCGACAAAGACCAUCCGGACGGCGAGGAGGACGAGGAGCCCCGCCGGGGAGACGAGCCGGAUGAUGACGAUACCGGAGACUCCAAAGAAACACGUCUCACCUUGAUGGAAGAAGUGCUGUUGUUAGGACUGAAGGACCGAGAGGGCUACACCUCGUUCUGGAAUGACUGCAUCUCAUCAGGGCUGCGGGGGUGCAUGCUGAUCGAGCUGGCUCUGCGAGGACGUCUGCAGCUGGAGGCGUGUGGCAUGAGGAGGAAAGGUCUGCUGGCCAGGAAGGUAGGACGCCUGUUUCUGCUUGUGCAGCUUUCUUUCUUCGUUUGUCUUAAUCUGUGCUUCUACCACCAUCUUGUAUUGCAACCGGCACAGUUAUUCACAACCAGCUUCAACAAACUCGUAACAACUAACUCUACCAGUGUUCCAAAGACUUAGACUUAGCACCAUUUUUAUUUUUUUUAAAGUGAACUUAUUUGGGCCAAGGGGGGCACAUAUAAAAACAAUACUAGGUCUUAUGUGGACUGUCUGAGCUUACUGACUGCAGGCAUCAUAAUACCGAAGAGUAUAUAGUUGAGAUGAAUUAUAUUUUAAUUACCAGGUUACCUAAAGAAAAGUACACAG